ACUAGUGACCUUUGGCGCAAGAUCUCGAUCUAUGUCUGUAUUCCAGCGCUGCUGAUCGCUGGUGUGAAUGCCUACAACUUGUACUCGGCUCAUCAAGAGCACGUAGCUCAUCUAGCCGAGCACCCCGAGGAGGAUCAUCCCGAGUACCCUUACCAAAACAUCAGGACGAAGAACGUAAAUGCACCCUUCUAUGGAGACGGCGACAAAACGUUGUUCUGGAAUGAUGCUGUGAAUCAGCACAAGGAAUCUUAA
Messenger RNA from Protomyces lactucae-debilis, 252 nucleotides. RefSeq names its product cytochrome c oxidase, subunit VIa. Lineage: Eukaryota; Fungi; Ascomycota; Taphrinomycetes; Taphrinales; Protomycetaceae. The transcript has 3 exons. The annotation marks the transcript as partial. Gene Ontology annotation, molecular function: enzyme regulator activity. The record is from RefSeq and is a predicted model, not a curated record. Gene Ontology annotation, biological process: mitochondrial electron transport, cytochrome c to oxygen. Gene Ontology annotation, cellular component: mitochondrial inner membrane.